UAUUUAUGCUAAUACAAAUCCAUGGGUUGAUUAACAUAUGCCCUAUAUAAGAUUUAAGCUCCUCAGCACAGUUUUACUGUUCUUAGAAUUUGCUCUUAAACAGCCUGAUAUGCCUGUGUUUGCGCAGGUGUUGAGGCAUUUUCACUUUGUUUGUCAAGGUAAUUGUUGUUCCUGUAUUAAAAUAUCCUCGUUUGUCUAAAUUAAUCGAUCUAUUUUUAAGGACGUUAACCACCCGCGGUGGGCAAACUUCCUUGCUGUGACUGCUUAGGAGGUCAGCUUGCGCAUCCUGUGAAUUUUCAUACCAGGAAACUCACCAAAAAGAGCAUUUACACAACUUUAAUUAGCUUUUUGUUUAGUAUUAAACAUAUUAAGUGUAUAGUUUAUAAAUUCAUAAGUAAUGUAAAUAAUAAACAGUAAUUGUUCUCCAGGUCUCACUUUGGAAGAUCUCCUGGUUCUCUAAUCACCUAAUCACCUGAUCCCCCAGUCAGCUUCACACCUUGUUAACACCGCCAUUAGAUUUGCGUUACAUUCCCUUAUUAUUGACUUACAUUUGCGACCAAAUAGCACCUCUUUAUCGCUGUUUACCGAAGAGUUAACAGUGCUAAGCGUUUUCAUAUAUAAUGGUGCCUGCGUGGAGAGCUUCAGUCAGUUGCUUCCAAGCUUCUACCAGGAGAAAACCUCAGAGAGCUCCACAACCAAGCUUCUGCCAGGAGAAAACUACAAAAAAGUCCAAAUUCAAGCCUACGCCAAGAGGAAACUACAGAACAAAAUUCUACAAGAAGAUUCAGCAAGCUCCACUCCAUCACCUACACGGAGUACCGAGAUGUUGCCUGUUAUUGUCUUUUUCUUGAUGCCCAUGGUAGGUCUUGGGAACCCCAGACCAUCUUUUAACCACUUGAGGAAACCCUUUACCGUGGAAGGCGAGUCUGAAGAAGUUCGCUCUGCUGCUAUCAAAAGGCUUUUAGAAGUUUUCGGCAUGGAGGAUCCUCCUGCCACCCCUCCUCGAUCCCACAAGCAGCCCCCGCAGUACAUGCUGGAUUUGUACAACACUGUGGCGGACGUGGACGGCGUGACCAAGGACCCCACGGUGCUGGAGGGCAACACGGUUCGCAGUUUCUUUGAUAAACUGCGCAGCGACCAGAUCGAGUAUUUGUUCAACUUGACCACAGUCGCAAGAAGCGAAAAACUCCUCACUGCCGAGCUCCAUCUUUUCAAACUAAGACCUCAAGCAUCACUCACAUUCAACAGACAUCACUUCUGCCAGGUCAAUGUCUAUCAGGUUCUUGAUACCAGCAAAAUGAACAUCUCCCAUAACAAGAAGCUUGUGUCUUCAAGGCUUAUUCCCAUUCAUUCUAAUGGUUGGGAGGUUUUCACCAUCUCUCAGGCUAUCCGAACAUGGACCAUGAGCCAUCACAGUAACCUGGGUCUACUGGUCACAGUGCGCACUCUGUCAGGCAAUCAGAUGGACCUGAGAACAGUGCGAUUUGCCUCAGGACAGAACCACCACCAUACCAAACAGCCCAUGCUGGUUCUUUUUACUGAUGAUGGCAGGCGCGCUGCUCCUAUGGAGGGUAUUGUAAAAGUUUCUGGAGAUUCCCCAGCUGUUCCCAGUCUCCCUCUGCCCAGCCUGACCCUCCCUGUGGUUGGGCAUCGCAUCCCCCGCUCUCUCGACUAUGAAGAGGACAGGGAGAGGUUGCCUUGUCAGCGCCUACCGCUCUACGUGGACUUUGAGGAGAUUGGCUGGUCCGGUUGGAUUGUGUCCCCCCGUGGCUACAACGCUUACCACUGCAAAGGCUCCUGUCCCUUUCCUCUGGGACAGAACAUGAGACCCACCAACCACGCCACUGUGCAGUCCAUCAUCAACGCACUCAAGCUCACCAAAGGCAUCGAGACGCCCUGCUGUGUUCCCGACAAGCUCUUCUCCAUCAACCUCCUGUACUUUGACGAUGAUGAGAAUGUAGUCCUAAAGCAGUAUGAUGAUAUGGUGGCAGGAAGCUGUGGGUGCCACUGAGAUCCCAAAGCUUAUAUGAAACUGUAUAUAUGUAAAUAGCCCAGUCAAUUCAGAUACAGGUACAAGAAAUGGCAACACUUCUAACUGAAAAGAAAAUACCUCUCAACAACAUCAAAAACACAGCAUCCUGAUCCCAACAUCUUUUAGGGUUUGUUUCAUGGAAUAGUUUCUACUUGAUUUACGCAUGAAUAGCACUGAUGACUGACGUUGCUGGUAUCAUAAAAAUGGACUUCAGCUGAAACUAUGAUGGACUGCAUGGAUGAAUUACCCAGUCCCUCUUACAGCUUUGUAAAAUAUGUAAAUAGACAUAAAUUCUAAUAUAUGGAGGAUCUCGAGGUGGUUACUUGUAAAACAUGUACAUUUGUAAAAUUGCAUGUUGUGAACUAUUUUAAAGUCGUAAUAAAUUGUAAGACAAAAUGGCUUG
Molecule: messenger RNA, 2435 nt
Organism: Astyanax mexicanus (Mexican tetra)
Lineage: Eukaryota; Metazoa; Chordata; Actinopteri; Characiformes; Acestrorhamphidae
Gene: admp
Product: anti-dorsalizing morphogenic protein
Exons: 5
Coding region: 824-2011 (395 amino acids)
Biological process (GO): SMAD protein signal transduction
Cellular component (GO): extracellular region
Molecular function (GO): cytokine activity; growth factor activity
Source: RefSeq, a predicted model, not a curated record